Malus domestica (apple) is the source of this 384-nucleotide messenger RNA. RefSeq names its product vesicle transport v-SNARE 12-like. The record is from RefSeq and is a predicted model, not a curated record. Lineage: Eukaryota; Viridiplantae; Streptophyta; Magnoliopsida; Rosales; Rosaceae.
AUGGCAGACAAGGCCUGGCAACGUGAAAGUGUCGCGAAGUUGCACCUAAGCGUGAAGGCGGUGCUUCUUGCCAAGCUAAGGGAAGAUAAAUAUGAUCUCAAUAAGUUGAAAAGGGAAAUCAAGAGAGUUGCGUCGCCUGAUGCCACUCAGGCUGCUUACGAUGAACUGCUGGAGGCAGGAAUGGUUGAUAUGCAUGCGGUUUCUUCUGAUCAAAGAGAGAGAAUGGCAAUGUCUGUUGAAAGAUUAACUGAAUCAAGUGAUAGAAUCACACAGAGCCGUCCAUCUUGCUCCAACCUCAGCCUCGCCGCGAGCAGUUUCUUUUCCUCAGUUUUCAACAGCCAAACAGAAAUUGCUCCUUCUUCAGACACUGACAUCGCUGCGUAA